Ambispora gerdemannii is the source of this 2028-nucleotide messenger RNA. The record is from the annotation of a GenBank genome assembly. Lineage: Eukaryota; Fungi; Glomeromycota; Glomeromycetes; Archaeosporales; Ambisporaceae.
AUGUCGGAAAAAGCCUGGUAUUCCUAUUUUGACGAAGUCGAGUUUGAAACUUGGGAAGAUCCUAACAGCUUCUUUUUCGAUAUUUGUGAGACUUCUGUGUUCAAAGACGGCGUUAGUGCUUGGAGUACCAGGACUUUGAGCGCCGUUAAUGCUUCGAAUGCUGGUGCUUCAUGUGUCAAUAUUCCAAUAAUAAGCCAAGACAUGAACGAAGACUUUCAGUCACCUUUUUCUUCGCAAAGCUACACAAACAACAACAACAACACUUCACUUCAAACAACUUAUGACCCACAGCUUCGUUCGCUUAGUACCUGGGGUGCAUCAGAGCCAUCACAAGCACAUUCGCAGCCGUUGAAUACGACUACGACUAGAGGUAACUUUGGAGGCCCGGGAAACUACACAUUACAAGCAACAGCCACCACUCCUACCACUAGUACUUCUAAUCCUAAUGGGCAACAACAACACAUAAACGACAGCCAGUAUAUGAGUGGUGCAUCUCAAGCUUCCAUUGGCGGCAAUACUAUAACUACCCAGCCUGUUUCCGCGAAAUUUUCCGAUGUAAAUGGAGGUACUACUAACAGUCCUGGUGAUAAUAAAGGAGGCGGUGGACAGACACAGUAUACACAGAAAUGCGUUCAAGCGAUACUCGAUGUCAACGUAGAACUAAUCCGAGUAUGUAUCGACUAUAAUACAAAAGGAUGGAUGAAUGCUCAAGAAAUGAACGCUUAUAAGGUGCGUCUUCAAUCGAAUCUUAGUUAUCUUGCCACGGUAGCUGAUCAAUACACCAAUCCACAAGGGGAAAUAAAGCAAAAGUUGAUGCCGGAUUUUUCUCCAUUACCUCCACAUCGAUUGCAUUAUAACCAAAAGAUUAACCAACUUAUUCAACGUGCUUCUCAAGUAUUCGCUGCUUCGCAUCACAACCACAUUCAACCAUUACCUGGUCGAUCGGCUGCGGCUGCCGUUAUCAAGAUUACUACUAGCACUAUGAAUAAUAAAGUUCUUGCAAGUUCAAAUAUUAAUGUUUCAGAUUUGAACUCAUCAUCUUCUCGACAAUACAAAUUGGCAGCUUCUAAUGGAAUAAUAGGUGGAAUGUCAAUGAAUCAACAAUCGCAACAACAGCAGCCGCAAUCUUACCAAAAUAAUAAAAUCCAAACUUAUCUUAAGCAGCAACAGGCACAGAAUCGUCAAUCAUUACAACAACAUGGAGCUCAAAUGACUCAUCAGCAACAGCCACAACAAAAAAAGGGCACUCCACGACUGCAUCCUCAGUCACUGCAUAAGGCACAUCAGUCACCGCAACUUCAGCAGCAGCAACGUGUUAAUACGCCACAACCAACCCAUCAAACUCAACAGAUGCAUCAACCUACACAGCAAACUGCUCAAUCAUCACAACAAACGCAACAAUUGCUCACAACGUCACAACAACUUCAUACGCCGCAACAACAGCAAUCCUCCUCUAAUCAUCUUCAAACACCAUCUGUAAUACCGCCUUUAAUGUCAUCGAAUUAUCAACAACAGCCACAACAACAAAAUGUUAUUCAAUCAAACAUAUCAGAUUAUUCUGGAAUGUCGACAAAUACAACACAAACGCCAAUGCAACAUCAAGAACAUUCUUAUCAAGUUUUACCUCCAUUGGCUGGAUUAGGAGGACUGCCUUCAAUUGGAAUUAAUGAUCAAUACAUAAUUGGUAAUGGAACAGCAGGCGGAGGUGGUGGCGCAAUGGCAACGCAACAACAGUUGCAACAAAUGCAACAUAUGGGAUAUGGAGGCUAUCCAGGAACCAAUGGGACUGUUAUGACAGCAGGCAACGCAUAUCUAAAUCCUUAUAACGUGCUAAGAUAUACGAAUGGUGGUGCUGGUGGUAAUGUUAAUGGAUUAGUGGGCGGCAAUGGAAUAAUCCCAACAAAUGGAUUGCCAGCGUAUCGAGGUAACAACGGUCUAAUUAAUAACGCUAAUGGAAAUAAUAACAGCGGCAAUGUCCGAAUGCCUAGUAAUGGCAUGCAAGGUAAUUUAGACAAUAAUGGUAUCUAG